UUGGAGGGCAGGUUCAGAUUCUGUGCACGAGGAAAGUUACGUUACCUUUCAUUUCUGUGGAAUCUUAUGCUGUGAAUUCACUGCAGACGCAACACACACAAUCUCGUUCUGUCUACACCAAGAACAGUGGCUAUGGCAUUAUCUCACGUUUCACUGGAAGAAAAUCUCAGGUGUUCUAUUUGUUUGGAAAUCUUUAAGGAUCCUGUAGUUCUUACCUGUAGUCACAGUUUUUGUAGGAUCUGUAUAGAGAGAACGUGGAACCAGAAGGAGAUAAAGGAAUGCCCAAUGUGCAGGAAAAAAAUUAAGCAUUCACUUAUAAACAAUCUAGUCCUUAAGGAAACCUGUGAAACAUUCGCGCAGAAGAAACGCAGAAUGGAAGCUCAAGGAGUGAUAUGUCUGCUCCAUACCGACAAACAGCAUCUGUUCUGUGUGGAUGAUCAACAGCUGGUGUGUUUACAGUGUGUGGACCAGGACCAUCAAAAUCACAACUUCUGCUCCAUCAGCAAAGCAGCGGAAAGACAAAGGACCAAACUUGAAGGAAAAUUGCAGGUACUUCAGGCAAAACUAGAAACCUUGAUUUCUAAAAAGUCUACUUAUGAUGGCACAUUUUCAAAGCUCAAGGGGUCUAUGCAGCAUGUAGAAAGGAAGAUAAAGAAGGAGAUUAAGAGUCUUCACCAGUUCUUAAGCAAGGAAGAGGAGACCAGGAUAGCUGCAUUGAGGGAGGAAGAGGAGAAAAAGAGCCAGAGAAUGAAGGCAAAGAUUGCAGAAAUUGAACAACUGUGUUCGGAUCUGUCUGAGCAAAUCAACAAUAUCAAGGAUGCCAUGGGGGAUGAAGACAGUUCAUUUGUAAAUAAUUUCAAAGAUACAGAAAAAAGAGCUAGGUACACAGUGCCAGAUCCAGAAAUGGAUUCAGGAGUUCAGAUCGAUGUGUCCAAACACCUGGGGAAUCUGAGAUACAGAGUGUGGGAGAAGAUGAAGGACAGUCUUUACUGCUCCCCAGCUGCACCCUGCACGGCAGCUCCAACAACUCAGCAGGUGAUUCUGCCACGUCUGAUUGUUCCACAGGGCCUUCACCCAGUGUUGUCUCCUCAGGUGACUUCCAAGGUGCCACAUGUCCCACAACUGCCUCUGCAGGUGCUGUCCACUCAACGCAAGUGCCAGGAUGGCCCGGUCCCAGCCAUACCCUGA
This is a messenger RNA of Electrophorus electricus (electric eel), 1188 nucleotides long. The record is from RefSeq and is a predicted model, not a curated record. Lineage: Eukaryota; Metazoa; Chordata; Actinopteri; Gymnotiformes; Gymnotidae.